Molecule: messenger RNA, 588 nt
Organism: Alternaria infectoria
Lineage: Eukaryota; Fungi; Ascomycota; Dothideomycetes; Pleosporales; Pleosporaceae
Exons: 1
Coding region: 1-588 (195 amino acids)
Source: RefSeq, a predicted model, not a curated record
AUGACGCCAGUGCAAUCACUGAAGCGCACUUCGGCAGAAGCGAGAAGAGACAGCGGCGCGGGCAUGAUGACCCCGUCGAAAACACCAUCAUCACCAGACAAGUCUACAAUACGUCUGAGGCUCGAAAUCCCUCAGCAAGACAUCUCCAAAGAGGAAGAGCGCAAGCUCAAGAUCCGAAAAGCCGCUGCAAAACGCUGGGCACCCAAUCUUCAAAGGCCCCCGCCUCAGCUAAAAGAGAUCAACGCUGCCUACAACAAUAAGCUUAUGAGGCAUUACACCGACGGAACUGCAGCACCGUCAGACAACAUCAUCAGACCGCGAAUCAACAGGUCCGUCCGAGUGGAUGCUUUACUGGCAACGCUCCCACUUCAACCCGAGCAAAAGCUGCCAAAGCCACUCAGUCAAAUCCAAGCCGAGCACCGUGAACAAGUCCGAAUCGCCGCACUUUUGGAGCCAAACAGGAAAAUCACAGAAAGUGCGUACGCCAAAGAAUUAGCGAAGGAAGCUUUCUCGUCAAAUGGAAAACCUCGUGACCGCAAAAGUCUUAAGCGCAAGUUCGCGGAGUCCACUGGGCAGGAUGGAGUGUGA